Molecule: messenger RNA, 4408 nt
Organism: Chrysoperla carnea
Lineage: Eukaryota; Metazoa; Arthropoda; Insecta; Neuroptera; Chrysopidae
Product: ATPase family AAA domain-containing protein 2-like
Exons: 25
Coding region: 128-4327 (1399 amino acids)
Biological process (GO): positive regulation of transcription by RNA polymerase II
Cellular component (GO): nucleus
Molecular function (GO): histone binding; ATP hydrolysis activity; ATP binding
Source: RefSeq, a predicted model, not a curated record
AUUUUUUAUGAAAACUGUGAAUAUUUGUUUAUUGUGCUUAAUAAUGUCUUAUUAUUUAUAGUUCUUAAAUUUAAAUUUUACAUAUUUUCUUAAAUAUUACAAGGGUUUGGGUUUGCCCUUAUUCCAAAUGGUGAAUACAAGACGUCAUUAUUCGACAAAUGCAAAACAAUCCAGCGUUGAAGAAAGUAGUGUAGAUCGUGGAAGUAGCGAUGUUGAUGAGCCUGCGUCAUCACCCGAAGAAGAAACAGAAUCUUGGACACCAAAAUGGGCCAAUAAUUCCACUUCUGUUCUGACGAAUCGAGUUAGAGAAUUGCGUAGUCGUUUUGUUUGUUCUUCAGAACGUACUUAUAAUCGGCAAGGUAAAACACAUUUAAGGCCCCUUCAAAGUAAACGCUUAGAUAUGGAACGUCGUCAAGAUCGUCGAGUUAUUUAUUCCAAACGGAAUAUUUUGUUGGACGAUGAUUCAGAAGAUAUACUUGAUGAUUUAGAUCCUGACACGUCUGGCUUUAAUAUUUAUUCAAGCCCUCGAAGGACUAGGCGCAGAAUUAUCAAAACAAGAAAAUGCUUAGAUCAGACGGAAGAAAUUAAUUAUUCUGGUGAAAAUAGAAGAAACACGCGUCAAGUGAAUUCGGAUAAAAUUAGUGAACCGUUCUCAAGAAGUCGAAGUGGUUUAAGGCCAUUGAAACGGGAAAGUUAUGCAGAUCCAAAUUCUCCAUUUUCGCAAGAUUUAGGAAAUAGCUACGAUGAAAAGCCUGAUAUUGAAAUUCGGCGAAGUAAACGACAGAGAAAGUUUAAAUAUAAUACGUUUAAUACUAGUUGGAUAACUGAACAUCAAAUGAUUCGUGGAUAUCCGAAAUUCAAACGUGAUUUUAUUUCGGAUCAUGAAGAUGAUUCAAAGGAUAGUAGAAUUCCAGAUGAUGGAAAAUCUGAAAAGCAUGAAAUAUUAAACGAUAUUCCAAUGCGACAAAAGAGAACAUGUAGCAAUAAUAAGAAAUACGUUUAUAAAUAUUUAUCUAGAAGUGCCACACAAGCAGACUUAAACCAAAAAUUACACCAAGAAUGUUCUCAGAUUAAUGGUUCAGGCGAACCUACUCAAAAUUCCAUUGAUAAUAGUAAAAAUAAGUCUAACUGCCAAAAUAUAGAACGACCAAUAGUAAACGGUGAAGCCAUAAAAGACGAAGAAAUAUCUCAUAAAGAAGAUGAGCCACAGAAUGAUGCGGAAGAUGAUUCCAAUAAAAUUAGUAGUAAUACAACACCUCUUAAAAGAAAUAGUAGGCUACGCCAAAGAUCGGGAAUCAGUUACAAUUUGCAAGAAAUGGAACGAAAUGAUAGUGAUAGUACAACAGAAGAAAGACAUAGCAGUCCAAAAUAUAAACUGCGCCAACGUAAACCAAAACCAAGCCAACUUAAUCAAGCAGAGGAAACCCGAGGACGUAGAAAACGUCGAGAAUUACCAAGACGAGCAAGGCGUGCGAUAAUUCGAACAAAAAAUAGUGAUUCAUCAGAUUCUAGUACAACAGAUACAGAUGACGAAAUUCAACGGUCUAAAAAGCAUAUAGCUGGUAUUACUUCAAUGCAAAAGAGGCAAUCAAACAGAAGAGCAAAUACACCACCGCUUCAUAAGAAUAAACAAAAGAAAGAUUUAACAUUAGAUCCCACAACAAUAGACAGUUCCAUUACGUUUAAAUCAAUUGGCGGUUUAGAUGAACAAUACCGUUGUUUGAGAGAAAUGGUUAUUUUACCAAUGCUUUAUCCCGAAAUUUUCCAAAAAUAUCGUACAAAUCCACCUAAAGGAGUUUUAUUUUAUGGACCACCAGGUACGGGUAAAACGCUUAUGGCUAGAGCGUUAGCUAAUGAAUGUAGCUUUGGAAAUAGAAAAGUCACAUUUUUUAUGCGAAAAGGGGCUGAUUUACUCAGUAAAUGGGUUGGACAAACAGAAAAACAGAUGACGUUGUUAUUUGAGCAGGCCGCACAAAUGGCUCCUUCAAUAAUAUUUUUUGAUGAAAUUGAUGGUUUAGCUCCGACCAGAACUGCCAGACAGGAACAAGUACAUGUGAGCGUUGUCGCUUCCUUAUUAGCUUUAAUGGAUGGUUUAGAUAAAACGCGUAAUGAAGUCACUGUAAUAGGUGCAACAAAUAGAUUAGACGCUUUAGAUCCAGCUCUACGUAGACCUGGACGUUUUGAUAGAGAAAUCUAUUUUCCUUUACCAGCUUUAGAGCAAAGAAAAGCUAUUUUAAAAAUUAUAUUAUCAGAGUGGCCUGAUGUACCUUCAGAUGAUUUAAUCGAUGAUUUAGCUGAACGAAGUGUGGGUUAUUGUGGUGCAGAUUUACGUGCAUUGUGUACCGAAGCAGUGUUAAAAUCAAUUCGACGAACGUAUCCACAAAUUUAUGAUAGUUCAUACCGUUUACUGAUCGAUCAUAAUAAAAUAAAAGUCAAUCCAAAUGAUUUUCAUGAUGCUGGAUUAUCUUUGGUCCCGGCUGGAGCACGUGGUGCACCAAUACAUACAGCUGCUUAUCCACCAACAUACUUAAUGCCUUUACUUUCAGAAUCAAUACAAACUGCCAUUAAUUUAGUUAUACAUAAUUAUCCAUCUGCCAAUAAAAUGUUACCAUCUGAAAGGUUGAGAGUUGGGCGAAAAUGUGCACGGUUAUUAGUUGCACGUAACGGAUCUCAUUUAGUAGCCAGUGCAUUAUUAAAAGAAUUUGAACAUUUACCAGUCCUAACUUUAGAUGCUAUUACAUUACAUAGUAGACUAGGUGGAACUCCAGAAGAAACUUGUAUACAGAUUUUAAAUGAAACCAGAAGAAAUUCACCAAGUAUACUGUAUUUACCAAAGUUAAAUUUAUGGUGGGAUAUGGCAAAUGAAACGGUAAAAACGUUAGUGCAAAUGAUGUAUAGUACGUAUCUAACAAAUACCUCGGCAGAAAUUAAUUCUAUUCUUUUAUUAGCAACAGUAGAUACUCCCAUCACUGAAUUACCUAAUCAGAUAUCCGAAUUAUUUAGUGAAUACCGUCAUGAAAUAUUAGAAGUAGAUAUUCCAAUUGAAAAUGAUAGAGAGAAUUUCUUCCGACCAUUAAUUGUUAACGAAUCGUUAGAAUAUAAAAUAUCACUAGAAUCAAGUACACCAGUUGUAUAUGAACCACUACCUCGUGCACCGACGCCUCCUCCACCACCUUUAUCACCAAAAUCACGACAAGUUUUAUUUGAUAAAGAAGAAGAGACUUUAAUAGAAUUACGUAUAUUCUUACGAGAUGUGUGCAAGAAGUUAGCAAGUAAUAAAGCAUUUUUUAUGUUUACAAAACCUGUUGAUUUGGAAGAAGUUCCAGAUUAUUUAGAUGUUGUAGAAAAGCCUAUGGAUUUAGAAACAAUGAUGACAAAAGUAGAUUUACAUUGUUAUUGUAGUGCUCAGGAAUUUUUAAUGGAUAUUGAUUUGAUUCAAUUAAACGCCCUUACCUAUAAUCCUGAUGUAACCCCAGCGGAUAAACAAAUACGUCAUAGAGCAUGCUGGUUUAGAGAUUAUGCUUAUGCGUUGAUAAAAGCGGAAAUGGAUACAGAUUUUGAAGAUAACUGUAGGAAAAUUUCGAAAAAUCGUAAAGUUAGACAAACUGGCGAACCUAAUGAAUUUCUACCUCAUCAUAUACGUGCUUUAGCGGAAGAAUCGUCUAUAGAUACUUCACAAGAUAACAAAUCAAAAAUUUUGUUAGAUCAAUCGGGUGAUCAAACAGAUCAAAUAAAUGAGAAUAAUGAUGGUGUUAAUAAACCGUUAAGUAUUUCCAUACCAGAAAAUGAUAAAAUUGACAAUAGUAGUAAUAAAAAUAAUACAUUAAAAAUAUGCUCACAACGAACUAGUCCACAUCCACAAAGAAAGAGACGAGUACCACCAUGGGCACGUGGUUUCUUAACUGGUAAUAAAAAACGAAGAAAAAUAUAUAAUAAUCGUUCUAAUGUUAAUCCAGUUGUAGAAACUGUUGAUCAAAAAAUGGAUUUAAUUGAUAAGAUUGAUAGUGAUGCACCAUUAGAAAAUAGUUCCGAACAUAAAGAAAAUCAGCCUAAUUUAACAUCACCCAAUCAAAUAAGACGAGAUAGUACGAGUAAUAUAAAUCCUGUAAAAAUAGAACAUCAUACUGUCACUAUUAAUAAACAAGAAUUAAAUAAAAUAUUAUCUCGCACUGUUCGGUUGACUGAAGGAUGUUCAAUUGAAAUUUUAAGUGAUUUAUAUAUGCAAUUAGAAAAUCGAAUCAAGAAAUAUUCUUCUAUGACUAAUCGACAACAAUUAGUACAAGAUCUAAAUGAGGAAUUAGAUCGAUUUGAAAAGCAUUAUUAUUAAUAUCUUAACCAUUUAAGCAUUAAUUUUUAUUUUGUAACCAUUUAUAAUAAUAAUAGUAUUAUUUAUAUCAUUGUUCAGCGA